CCAGCAGUGCUCUGUGCAGGUUACUUUAUGGAAUGGGUCUAUAGAAAACAAGAAAGAAUUGAAGCUUUAAAGAAAAACAAAUCAUGUGGUCUUCAGAUUCAGUAAUGAGGAGAAAUGCAGCCAUCUGAAAUGGUCAUGAACCCCAAACAAGUCUUCCUGUCUCUGCUGAUAUUUGGAGUGGCAGGGCUGCUCCUCUUCAUGUAUUUGCAAGUCUGGAUUGAAGAGCAACAUACAGGGAGAAUGGAGAAGAAAAGAGAACAAAAACCAACUUCAGGAUGGGGGCCAGUAAUUGACUUGCAGCCUGCACUCAGAACCAUGACUACAGAAAAAAUCCAGGAACAUAUUAUCCACCAGAAUGCCAAGUUUCACAUGCCUGAGGUUCUGAAGGAAAAAAAGGAAAAUAUCCUCGACUCUGACAGACCUACUAGGGACUUAACAAAGAUCAGCCUUUCACAAGCAGGGGAUCAAGCUUUGAGUAAGAUCACAGGGUCGUUGACAAGUAAGCUGGUUGAACAAUAUCAAGGAACUAAGAUUCUUUCUAUGAAGUCCAGCGAAAUGGAUUGGCCACUGGACAUUCGGCCUUUAAACAAAAGUUUAGUCCAAGACAACAAAUGGAGAAACACCGAUGAAACCCAAGAGAAACGUAGGUCCUUCCUUCAGGAGUUUUGCAGGAAAUAUGGGGCAGUGAGCCAUCGUCAGUCACACCUUUUUCAUGUGGUGUCCAGGAUCUAUGUAGAAGAUAAACACAAAAUCUUAUACUGUGAAGUGCCGAAGGCUGGGUGUUCCAACUGGAAAAGGAUUCUGAUGGUACUAAAUGGGCUGGCUUCCUCUGCAUACAACAUCUCCCACGAUACUGUCCACUAUGGAAAGCAUUUGAAAAAGCUAGAUAGCUUUGACUUAAAAGGAAUAUAUACUCGCUUAAAUACCUACACAAAAGCUGUAUUUGUUCGUGAUCCCAUGGAAAGAUUAGUGUCAGCCUUUCGGGAUAAAUUUGAGCACCCCAAUAGCUAUUACCACCCAGUAUUUGGAAAAGCAAUUAUAAAGAAAUAUCGACCAAAUGCCUGUGAAGAAGCAUUAAAUAAUGGAUCUGGAGUCAAAUUCAAAGAGUUCAUCCACUAUUUGCUGGAUUCUCACCGUCCCGUUGGAAUGGAUAUUCACUGGGAAAAGGUCAGCAAACUCUGCUAUCCAUGUUUGAUCAACUAUGAUUUUGUAGGGAAAUUUGAAACUUUGGAAGAAGAUGCCAAUUACUUUCUACAGAUGAUUGGUGCUCCAAAAGAGUUGAAAUUCCCAAAUUUUAAGGAUAGGCACUCUUCUGAUAAAAGAACCAAUGAUCAAGUGGUGAGACAGUAUUUAAAGGAUCUGAGCAGAACCGAGAGACAGUUAAUCUAUGACUUUUAUUACUUGGACUAUUUGAUGUUCAAUUAUACAACUCCAUUUUUGUAGUCUGCAUUCAUUUUCUAAAACCUGCAUUUACUUAAUAAUGCUGGCCUCAAAUCUGCUACUGUACUUUUCCUAUAAUUCUCUGUAGGAGGCAAAUUUAACUAAGUGCAGUUGUCUUGAUUUAAUGACGGGUUUUACCAAAUACCAUGACAGCAGUUGGCACAAAGUUAUAGGAAAAUCACCUAUCGGACACAUGUAAACAACUUGAGCUGCUUUUAAAUGUUUGGAAAGGAGCUGCUUUGGCAUUAUGGAUCAUAUUGUUGGAGCAAAACCUAGCCAGCUGCUACAUUAACUAAAACAGCCUUUUGUAAUCAUGGAAUAAGAGGUCUAAAGGAGCAUGAAUGUGUAUCUAUACUCUGCAAUUACCUGAAAUGCAUGAAUAUAUUUUGAGCAGUUUGUAGAAUACUCAUCAAAUCAUUGGAUAGUUUUGUUACACCCUGGAAGUCUUUCUAUCAACUAUAAUGAUAAAUCCAUUUUGAAAUGAUAUUUGGAUGUGGGCAUUUUCCAUUAAGUUGGAAGGCAUUAUGUGAUUUAGAAUAUGAGAAUGUAGCAGAAAAGCAAGAAGAGGCUAUGACUUUUUAUAUUUAACAUCCAAUAAAAAAUACACAGCAUGCUAAGAUCAAAGCAGCAAAAGCAACCUUUUUCUGUCAGAAGGCCUUAAAGGAAUUGAUUCUGUUUUCUUUUGAGCCCUCCUUGAAGAGACAAAAUGAACACAACCACCGAAGUUCUUCAUUUCUGAAGCAGGCAGUUGAGAGGUUUAAGCCUCCUAAAUGUGCUCCUAAUUCUGGUUUAAUUGGACAGAGGGGAAAUUGUUUCAGGAUGGGAUAAUCAUCAAAAACAAAAGUUGCCAUUCUGAAUAUAGACCUCUAACAAUAACAAAGUUUUAUAAGAAAGUUAUUUGAAUCAAAGCAUAAUAUGCAUAGCUUUAUAUGUGGGAUACACUCUAAGAAUAGCUUUUGUUUGCAGUCUAAUUAUUCAGCUUGGGAAUGACUUUUUAAAAACUAAUAUACCACUUCAAAGAUAGGUUAUGUUCUAGAGAAUAAACAUAACAAGAGCCCCUAGAAAUGUUUUUAAUAGGCUUAUGCAUAAGCAAAUUAAGGUAUUUUCUUUUUAAGUUUAAAUAUUCUAUACUAACAAAGUCAAGACUCAUUGCAUUCAAAUAUUAAAUCAGUCUUUGGAAAAUAAGACCAUGUGUCACCCCAUAAAAAGUUGUAAUGCAUUUUGGAAGUUUUUUCCAGGAGAGCCUAAACUGAAAGACACAUUUAGAUGGGAAAUUUGUUUUAAUUGCUCAACUAUUACCCUAGCUUAGUAAACCACAUGUCAGUCAAACCUGGUUUAAAUGCCUUUCUUUAACAUUUUCCUCUUCCUAAGUUAUCACAUUUUAUCUGUAAAUAUUAAGUAACAUUUCUCAAAGAAAAGUAGGUAUUAAUAUUUGCAUAUUAAUAAAGCAAGAUUUUUAUAGUCA
Molecule: messenger RNA, 2905 nt
Organism: Chinchilla lanigera (long-tailed chinchilla)
Lineage: Eukaryota; Metazoa; Chordata; Mammalia; Rodentia; Chinchillidae
Gene: Chst9
Product: carbohydrate (N-acetylgalactosamine 4-0) sulfotransferase 9
Exons: 6
Coding region: 115-1443 (442 amino acids)
Biological process (GO): carbohydrate biosynthetic process; proteoglycan biosynthetic process
Cellular component (GO): membrane
Molecular function (GO): sulfotransferase activity
Source: RefSeq, a predicted model, not a curated record